This is a messenger RNA of Silurus meridionalis, 1521 nucleotides long. It is a transcript of the gene irf1a, whose product is annotated as interferon regulatory factor 1a. The coding region runs from base 216 to 1037 and encodes 273 amino acids. Gene Ontology annotation, biological process: regulation of transcription by RNA polymerase II; immune system process. Lineage: Eukaryota; Metazoa; Chordata; Actinopteri; Siluriformes; Siluridae. Gene Ontology annotation, cellular component: nucleus. Gene Ontology annotation, molecular function: RNA polymerase II cis-regulatory region sequence-specific DNA binding; DNA-binding transcription factor activity, RNA polymerase II-specific. The record is from RefSeq and is a predicted model, not a curated record. The transcript has 9 exons.
UUAGGUCAUCCAUUACCAGAGAAAUUCUCCAGCAGGUUUUUUGGAAACAGCCGAAACCUGUUGGAGCAGGUACGGAGCAUGAAAACGAAUCUAUGCCCGGCUAAAAAGUUGUGGCUGUUUGUUCUCCUGCACAAAGCAGAAUUGCAAGCAAAGAGGAUAAAGAAAGAAGGAGGGCAGGAUUGCAGGAGUCUCUUGAGAAGGACCAAAACUCAAAGAUGCACCAGGGUCGCCUGCGUUUACGGCCAUGGCUGGAAGAACAGAUUCGGUCAGGGAGAUAUCCAGGAGUCGUAUGGCUAGAUGAAACUGCUCAGGUCUUCCAGAUUCCUUGGAAACAUGCCGCUCGACAUGGCUGGAAUAUAGACAAGGACGCCACUUUGUUCCGAAACUGGGCCAUUCAUACAGGGAGAUACAAACCUGGUGUUGACAAACCAGAUCCCAAGACUUGGAAAGCCAACUUCCGCUGUGCUCUCAACUCCUUGCCAGACGUCCAAGAGCUUAGAGACAAAAGCAUUAAGAAAGGUCACAAUGCUUUUAGGGUGUAUAUUCUACUCCCCAACAGCAAAUUGCCAAAGAAGGGAAAAGUGUCCAGCUUAGACAUGGAGAAUGCCAGAGUUGGUUUGCCUGCAUUACGACCACACACCACUGCACAUCUGGAAAGGUUUACAGAAGCUUUUUGGAAGUAUAAGGACGACGCCCGAGGUGUUCCUCCUGAGAUGUUUGCUAAAAACUGCCACUCAUCUUUACCAACAGUGAAAGAAGAACGCUCAGCUACCUACUGCUGUUCCCCAACCAACGGCGGCAUGACAGCACAUGAAGUUCAAGCAAAUGCAAUGGAAGACCAUGAGCAGACUGAAGCAGUGUUAAAGAUAGUAGACCACCUACAGAACACAGACCAUUGGAGCCCUUUGCAUGAGCAUGAAAGAGGCUGGAGACCAGCAAAUUCCUGGAUGGAAGGUCUUCAUGAAACAAUGGACUGUUCUAGCUACCCCUUCCAGGCAGAUUGGCACAAUCACAACAUGACAAGUCAAUUUGUCUGAAUAAACCAACAAGGCAGCUGAUCAGAGCACUUCAUCCACGGUGGAUCACAUGCACACAAAAAGUGCAAAUCAAAUACAGCACACAACUAACGGACCUGUUCAAGAACCCUAUAAGCAUGACUGCCUGUAAAUGACUAUAAAGCUCGUCACUAUUAAGCUAUAACCAUAUUUUGUGUGAAACACAGAAGAGCUGUAUGUAUCAAAACUAUCAUUUAAGCUUGAGACUGUAAUGUUUUUUCUUUUAUUUCCCUGAAUUGUAAAGAUGACGGUAAAAAAAAAUACAAGUGACUUUAGUCUGCGUUAUAUUACAUAUAGAGGACGUCUAUUAAGACGCAUUCUAUUUAAAUGAAGAUGAAGUGGUGCUUUAACAUUGUCCCCGCCCCCUGUAAUCACUACGGUCACUUGUGCAAAGUAUCUUCACAUCCAGAACUUUGUCACUCCUACAUUGCUUUUAUUAUGAAUAAAAUUUUUAUAAAUAAUUUUA